AUGCUCCUACUAGCAGGGCGUCUAACGAUAUUUUGCCGGAAUAUUGUUUCCUCUUCGCCGAUUAGUCUCCAUUAUCGCUAUGCAUAUUCAUCAUCCAACUCCCUCGAGAACGAUUUGGGUGAAUCUGCAUCGGCUUCGUCUCAACUUUCCGGUCUUAAAGCGACUAAUUCCUAUGAAGGGCCACUUCAUACGCCUAUUUUGAUCCCUUCUAUUUCCUCAACUGCCUCUGUCUUCCUCUCCUCUCAACCCAGAGCACCCCGGCAGGCUUGGAUUGAAACGCUUAAAUUGUAUAAUGGUGAUAAGGAAAAUUCUAAAGCUAAACCCCUUGACCAUAACCUACCUCUUGGACUUGUUGACCUCAGUCCUGAGGUGUUCGCCACUUUUCCGCGGCUCGAUCUAGUCCACAAAAACCUCUACUGGCAGGCUCAUUACCGGAUAGUGGAUUGGCGCUGUAUAACUCGUCGUUCUGAGAUGACCUACCGUAGUCAGCGCAAACCAUGGCCGCAGAAGGGCACUGGCCGAGCUCGGCAUGGAAACCGGCGUACACAUUUAUGGCAUGGAGGAAGUCAAUGUAAAGGGCCUCGGGGACCUACAGCGUUCUUCUCUGUCCUUCCCAGACACGUGCGUCUGGCUGGUCUUAUAUCUAUGCUAACUGUGAAGCAUGCUCAGGAAGAAGCCUAUACUCUAUUUGCUCAUGCCAACGCCUCGCGCAAAGCUGCAUUUGCGAAAUCUGGUUUAAACCAUUUGGAUAACAAAGAUAUGCUGGAGACAUUGAAGAUCGCCGAGCAGCAGGCUCGAUUCAUAGAGGUAUCGAAUGCUUCGGCUCUAUACUUGAGAGAACUUAUAAGCGCCAGGAACUGGGGCUCUUCUGUACUUUUUAUAACAGAGUGA
Molecule: messenger RNA, 891 nt
Organism: Protopolystoma xenopodis
Lineage: Eukaryota; Metazoa; Platyhelminthes; Monogenea; Polystomatidea; Polystomatidae
Source: the annotation of a GenBank genome assembly